This is a messenger RNA of Acanthopagrus latus (yellowfin seabream), 3906 nucleotides long. It is a transcript of the gene proser1, whose product is annotated as proline and serine rich 1. The record is from RefSeq and is a predicted model, not a curated record. The transcript is spliced from 12 exons. Bases 661 to 3012 code for a protein of 783 amino acids. NCBI's taxonomy places the organism in Eukaryota, Metazoa, Chordata, Actinopteri, Spariformes, Sparidae.
CUGUAAUUCUGUGUUUUAUGUUUAAUUGUCUACAUGGUGUUUUCUCUGACAGGCAGCCUCAGAGGGGUCCUUUCCGGUGUUGACUUUACUAGCGCCAGCUGUCAGUGGAAGCUAGUAAGGCUGCUAUCUUUGCUAGCGCGUUAUUUUAAGAAUUUUACAUUAAAAUAUACGUCCUCUUGUCGCCAACGUAAUUAUCUCCCGCAUCGGAUUUUAACUCGCUUGAAUUAACAGAUGCACUUAUAUUUUUCGCCUUUUCUUGCGUCUUUUUAGUGAGCUCUGCACAAGUUUAAGGUAGCUGUAGCUGGCUAGCUUGUUGUUAGCUGCAGACAAAUCUGGUGCAGACAGGUUUAGCACUGCAGAUUCAGCUUCUCUUGUUUUGAAGUCAUUGUUGACGGGCGGAAAGUUGCAUCGUGUAAAAAGACUGUAGAGACCAUGCAGCUUCACAUGAUUAGUUUCUGCAAAUUAUGGUUUGCACCAUUAUGAUUUUAAAUCAGUCACGGUAACGUUGGGUCAUCGAUUUAGUUUGUAGACCUAACGUCAUCCGAAUGCAUUUGGUCUUCGUUGACCUUAUCUGCUGUGUAUUGUAUAAGAGUAUUGAGUUUACGGUUUGCGUAGUUUAACAACAACUGUUCACUGGUGCGAAACUUUGAAUCUGCAAUCAUGGAUAAGAAAUCAUUUGAUAUAGUCUUGGAUGAGAUACGAAAGUGCGUCCUGACCGAUCAGCGGAUCAAAGCCAUAGAGCAGGUGCAUGGAUAUUUCUCCAGUGAGCAGGUGAUGGAGAUACUGAAGUACUUCUCUUGGGCAGAACCACAGAUCAAAGCUGUUAAAGCUCUGCAGCAUAAAAUGGUUGCAAUACCUACAACCAAAGUUGCAAAUAUCCUGAAUUGCUUCACCUUCUCAAAGGACAGACUCAUAGUCCUGGAACUAAUAGCUUUGAAUAUUUCAGAUGCUCAGAAUUAUCGUCCUGUGGAGGAUCUGUUUCGCAUACACUUGUCUGAGAAGAAGCGGGCUCGCAGGAUACUGGAGCAAGUGUGUAAGGUUGGCUGCAAGGCUCCUGUAGCCAUGAUAUCCUCCUGUGGUAUAAUACCAGGAAAUCCAUACCCUAAAGGAAGACCCAGCCUGGUCAGCGGCACAUUCCCUGGAAUCCCUCCAUUAAAGAAAGAAAAUGAGAAGAAAGAUGACACAUCAAACAACAUGGAGGGGAAAGGAAUCGCUGCUCGGAUCACCGGACCAUUCAAACCUUUCCCUUCAAGCUACAAUCCUCAUCGCCCUGUGCCCUACCCUAUACCACCAUGCCGACCUCAUGCUACCAUCGCUCCAAGUGCGUACAACAACGCAGGCCUUGUUUCUAUGGGAGGGGUUAUAACAGCCAGCGUACCCCCUCCCCCCUACAACUCUACCCACAAAGUAGCAGGUUAUGCCAAACCAGGCAAUCACCACAUAACCACACCUGGAGUCAACAGCGGGCCCCUCCUCAUUCCUCAUGGAUCCACGCCUUCUACCCCUGCCCAGCCCCAGGCCUCUCCUGCCCAGCCGACUCCCACGACCCCUAUCACACCAGUUUUUCCCGGCAUGGUCCCCUCCCACAACCCUAACGCCCCCUCCCCCUCCCCUGCUCCAUCCCCGUCUGUGAUCAAAGCAGGACCUCAGACCCCUGGCGGGCACGGUCCACCUACACCGUCAUCUGUCAUUAAAGCCCACACUCCUUCAGGCACCCCUUGUGGAACUCCCGCCCCUGGCAGCUUCUCCCCCUUCCAUGCUGUUUCCCGGCCAGGCACCCCAGCUACCUCUCGCAGCGGCCCAGACCCCCUAAAUCAGACGAACUCCAUGGGCUCAACUCACCAGUCAGGACUCAUGCAUCCUGGCAUACACCCACAAGCAGGUAACCCCUCUGGUUCCGUGAUCCGAAGUUACACCCCGUCUGGACCUUCAUCUCUCACUCCUGGAUCAUCCACUCCAGUUAUUCCGAGCUGCUCCACCCCGGGUCUCAGUCCCAAACCUUCCCCGGUUCAUUCAGCUCAGGUUCAGGCUGCCAUGGCUGCAGCUGGUGUCCUGAACAGACACCCUGGGGGUAGUAACAGUGGCAGUAACAGUCCAGUGCCCUCUGCUUUCAAGGGCACCUCUCGCUCUGGCACACCGUCUGUUAGUUCUCUGGUGGUGCCGGGCUCUGCGCAGGCUGCUCUGGCCCGUUCCUUUGGUCUGUCGCACCCUUCAGGUUCUCCUCAAGUCUCUCUCCCCAGUCCUGUUGCUAUACCCGGCCUUCAAGGUCUGUCCGCCAGCCCAGCACCCUCUCAUUAUCCUGGUCUGUCCCCAUUUUCUUCCCUUUCUUCCUCUCUUCCUCCUUCCACCAUGACCGCGUCCAUGCCCACAAUGCCUCCCAGCAGCAGCAUUUCUACCCAUCCACAAACCUCCAUCUACCAAGGCCUAGCUCCCAAUGCUGCCCCUGGUGGAGCCUCCCCUUUUGGUCUGGGCCUCACCUCUGCCCCCUCUAUAUUCCCAGGCCUUCAGCCUGGCCCUAGCCCUGCUGGCUUCCCAGGCUUGGGGGUUUCAGGUGGGCACGGUGCUGGGAGCCCCGUGUUGUCUUCAUUCAUGGGACUGCCAGGGGCCACUCCAUCUUCUGUAGCACCAGUGGCACCACUGCAAGCGGUAGCCGCCGCCGCAGCAGCCGCAGCUGGAGUUCCAUCAUCGUCGCCUGUUUUACCAGGCUUUGCGUCUGCAUUCAGUUCCAACUUUCAGCCUGGGUUGAGCAGUGGACUCCAGCCUCCAGGAAGCAGCGGGUUCCCCGGCUUGCUAUCCUUCCCCGGGGUACCGGGCUUCUCUCCCUCGGCCUCCUCUGCUGCCCUCGGUGGCCUCCAUAACCAAGCCAUGCAGUCUGCCCUGCUGCAGGCUCAUCCCUCAUCUGCUUUGGACGGCUUUCCUCCGCAGCCCAACAGCUUCACCAACUACCCUCCAGGCCCAGGAAACCCCUUCCCCCUCCAACCUGGUCUGCAUCCACAGUUGGGCUGGCAGUGAAACCCACAACACACUUUGAAACACAGAAUACACUUACACGAUGACCCCUGUCACACACCCUGCCCUACCCCUCAGUAUCUGGUGUGUUUUUUGUUUUUUUUUCUUUUUUUAUGGGCCUUGAACCCUGAGGAUCACAUGGCAGAUUGGAAAUAUUCUGUAAUGUGCGUCACAGCUUAUGUGUUAUAUUCUUUAUAGUUGUAAAUAUCAGUUGUCAAAGUUGUUAGAUUUUACAAGUAGACUGUGACUGGUUUUAAUGUUAGCUGGACUCGGCUGGUUUUAAUCAAGCUCGUCAACAUUUAUUAGUGAAUAAUGAAUUCUAGUAAAAAUGUACAUGACAUCAUGUAAUGAAUUGACAGUAUCCUCAUGUAAUAUUUCAUGUCCAGCGUCGGUGCAAGGGACAUGCCUGUGAUACUGAUCGAUUGUCCUGAAUUAAAUAUUGUAUUAUGACAUGAAAUCUUUAGGACGACUCGGGCGCGGCCGUAUUGUGAAGCGGGCGCUCUAUGAGUAUGUUGAAUCCUUGUGCUGUGUCAUGGGUGGGAUUCCUGUACACAAAAACACGCAUUUACAUUCGUGUUUGUGUUAUUUUCCUUUAAGGCACACUUGUGGCUGUUGGCAGCUUACAUUUUUCUGUUUACAUCCUUAAUUUUUGGACAGAGGUUACCCUGCUAGUGCUGUUGUUACAGUAUUUGACCGAACAUACUGUAUGCGGAUGUUGCUGGGAACAACCCGAAGCAAUGGUUCAUGGAUGUGUGGACGUACAGAGUUGUAAAAUGUCUUCUUCUGUGAUGCUUUUUCAACAAAGUGAAAACUGUAAUUUUACUUCUGAUUUUACUGUACACCUCAGCACUCUCAGUUACUUUAUUGUUUGAGAUUAUAGACACAUUGUUUGUUACA